Drosophila busckii is the source of this 822-nucleotide messenger RNA. RefSeq names its product prolyl 4-hydroxylase subunit alpha-3. Gene Ontology annotation, biological process: peptidyl-proline hydroxylation to 4-hydroxy-L-proline. Gene Ontology annotation, cellular component: endoplasmic reticulum. Gene Ontology annotation, molecular function: procollagen-proline 4-dioxygenase activity. The transcript is spliced from 3 exons. The coding region runs from base 97 to 552 and encodes 151 amino acids. The record is from RefSeq and is a predicted model, not a curated record. Lineage: Eukaryota; Metazoa; Arthropoda; Insecta; Diptera; Drosophilidae.
AUACGAUCGCAUCGAGCUGCAUCAUCUAUAUAGUCAGGCGAUAAUCCAGCAAAGUAAGUUUGUAAGCUAAAAAAAAAAAAUACUGAGUUUAAUAAAAUGCUCAACUUGGCACCAAAUGAGAAAAUUGAACGCACGUAUGGACAGACGAAGUCCUUAACUGAUACGCAACAAUCACGCUUGACCUGUACCUAUAACAGCACUGUAUCUGCUUAUGCCAAGUUAGCGCCGUUUAAGAUGGAGCAACUCAGUCUGGAGCCAUAUAUAGCGCCUUAUCAUGGCUUUGCAACUAGACGUGAGAUGGACUUGCUUAAAGCCUUAGCUAAAGCUGAAUUGACACCAGCCAAAAUAUAUGAUGGAAAAAAGCUGUAUAUUGAUAAAGAACGUACCGCUACUUUAUCUUGGUUAACACAUAAGCAUGAUCUAGUGUUGCAAUUGUUUAAGCGCUUGGAGCUCAUAACUGGCAUCUGUCAAUAUGGAGGGCCACUGCAAGUUAGCAAUUAUGGCAUUGGCGGUUACUUUCAUGAGCAUCUAGACUUCUUUGAUGAGAUGUAAACGAAGACAAUCGGUUCAGCACAGCCGUUAUCUACCUCAAUGACGUUGAUCAAGGAGGUGCUACAGUUUUUCCAAAAUUAAAUUUGACCGUACAACCGGAGUCAGGUGCAGCCUUGGUAUUCCACAAUCUAUUAAACUACAUGCAAGGAGAUCCUCGCACACUGCAUUUAUCUUGUCCUGUUUUGAAUGGAAACAAGUGGAUUGCCAACAAGUGGACAUCCUUGAGGGCAAAAACAUUCAAGCGUCCCUGUUAUAAGCAGAAUAACAUUC